This is a messenger RNA of Struthio camelus australis, 1197 nucleotides long. NCBI's taxonomy places the organism in Eukaryota, Metazoa, Chordata, Aves, Struthioniformes, Struthionidae. The record is from RefSeq and is a predicted model, not a curated record.
AUGUAUGAACCUCCGCUGUAUUUUCUACCUGUAGGUGAAAGCAAAGGGAUCGCGUUUGGAAUCGGAUUGUGUUUGAAGUGCCCUGCUGGGUAUUUCUGCCCUGCUGGAGCAAGUUACCCAGUCCCAUGCCAGCCAGGUACAUAUAAUCCUCUCCAGGGACAGGAUGAAGCCACUGACUGCCGAGCUUGCCUAGCAGGGAGAGCUUGUACUCAGGCUGGCUUAGCCCAGCCUGACUCGGAGUGCAUGCCAGGGUACGUGUGCCCAGUGGGGUCAUCCAGCCCUCAUUCUCCAAGCAACGCCUGCCCUCCGGGAACAGUUGGCAAUCAGUUCAGCCUCUUUGAUAAAUCCCAGUGUGAAACAUGCCCUGCUGGAUUUGUCUGUGUGCGAGGAACGGGGGGCAGGCGGAAGCCUCCCGCUCCGUGCCCCGUUGGUCACUACUGCCCACCAGGCACAAAGCAUCCGGUGCAGCACAAGUGUGCCCCAGGUACCUGGAGCAAUAGGACGAGCCUGGCCUCAAAAGAGGAGUGUUUGCCAUGUCCUUCAGGCUGGUUUUGUCUAGGAGGAGCUCGCGUGCCUUCUGGGAGGUGCAGCUCAGGGCAUUACUGCCCACAGGGUACACGGAGGGGCACCCAGUACCCCUGCCCAGCAGGAACAUAUAGUACCAGGCUGGGAAAUGGCAGGGUGGAAGAAUGUGCUGCCUGCCCUGCAGGGACUUUCUGCACCAGUGGGACCUCCAAGCCAGUUCUGUGCCCAGUAGGAACUUUUCGUAUGGAACACGGUGCAAAGUCGGCCGCAGAGUGCAUCCCGUGUCCCGGAGGGUAUUACUGCCCUGAGCUUGGCACUGUUACUCCUCGGGCAUGUGGUGCUGGCAACUUCUCGGGCCAAGGUUCAACCUCCUGCUUGCCAUGCUUUGUGGGACAUUACUGUGCUAGUGAGCACACCAGCCGGGAGCUGAUGCUGCUUGCCAUGAUCUGCCCAGCGGGUCUCCUGUGCCCAGAAGGACAGGCAGUUGUUCCAGAUGCCAGUGCAAAUGCCUGCCCAAGAGGAUACUACUGUCCCCGGGGAGAUACCGGCUUGCAAGCUAAGCCUUGCCCCAAUGGGACCUAUGGUGAGCAAAGGGGUCUGAGCAGAGCUGAUGAAUGCUUACUGUGCCCUGCAGGGAAUGAGAGAUUCCAGGUUAUCCACAUUGUAGACUAA